This is a messenger RNA of Microthlaspi erraticum, 732 nucleotides long. The record is from the annotation of a GenBank genome assembly. NCBI's taxonomy places the organism in Eukaryota, Viridiplantae, Streptophyta, Magnoliopsida, Brassicales, Brassicaceae.
AUGAGGGGGGAUGGUGUUUGGACUCUCCCAAGGGGGCGUCAUCCAAUAGCCCGACUUCUCCGGACACUUCUCCCAAGCUCGCUAAACUUAUCUCCUCUGGCUCAGGACACUUAUACUUGGCUCAAUCGGCUUACCGGAAUCCAGGGGAACUUCUCCUCUUCUGAAACUUGGUAUUCCCUCCACCCUGCAGGACCGGCAGUUGCUUGGGCAGAAGCGGUUUGGUUCUCGCAAAACAUCCCUAAACACGCUUUCAUUCAUUGGGUCGUUGCUCGAAACAGACUCCCAACAAGAGAUAGACUUAGGUCUUGGGGCCUCCUUUUCCCGGAUAGUUGCCUACUUUGCGGAACAAACAUCGAGACGCAUGAGCACCUAUUCUUUGAGUGCCCUUAUGCAUCCGAGGUGUGGUCUACUGUUUUUGAUCAUUCCCCCCUCCAACAAUCUUUCUCCUUUGCGGACAUUCAAGCUUGGAUUCUCACAGCUGCACCCAUUGAUAGAGUUAAGGUUAUUUGCAAACUACUUUUUCAGUCAUCUAUCUAUGAAAUUUGGAAGGAGAGAAAUUCUAGAUUACACAGAGCUGUUUCUAAGCCUCCGGCUCUGGUCAUCAGGGAGAUUCAAUCCACUAUUCGGCGCAAGCUUUACGUUCUGGAUAUGGCUAUCUCAGACCGUAGCACUAUUACCCAACCACCCCAGGAGACUUACCUUGCGACUUGGUUCGGGUUCUUUCAACGAUGA